AGAGAGAAUCAAGUCCAUGUCCCACUCAUUUCCAUAAUUCAUCAUAAAUUGUGCAAGGGUGCUAUAGGACGCGCUAAACCAAAAGAGCCACAAAUCAAGCACACAGGUUUUUGCUGUUUUUACCUGUUAACAAUAAAAACAACAACACAUACCUACAACGAGCAAACGGUGGAAUUGUCAACAAAUGAGCUCCUAUUUUGUGAACUCAUUCUGCGGUCGCUAUCCCAAUGGCGCGGACUUCCAGUUACAUAAUUAUGGAGACCAUAAUACGGCAAACGAGCAGUACAGAGACUCGACCGCCGUGCAUUCCAGCAGGUAUGGCUAUGGCUACAACGGGAUGGACCUAACAACCGGACGGACCGACACCGGACACUUUGUGGACACCGAUCGGACGCAGGGCUACUCCCCGAGUCACUCAGCGACCACGACACCCUCCGUGGAGCCGGUCAGGUACUCCCAGUCCACCAACAGCACCGGGACGUCGUCUCUGUCGCCUCCACCUGACCCACUACCGUGCUCCUCCUCGGUGGCCACCUCGUCCCCGGUCACCGAGACUCAAUCUCAACACCGAGCCGUGAAAAACUCUCUAACGAACUCCACCGGAGGCUCGCUGCUGCUCAGCCGGGACUGUGUGUCCAAAGCUUCACCUCUUGAGGAGGAGAAGCCUGCGGGAAGCGCACCAGCAACUCCUCAAAACGUCAACGACUCAACACAGCCUCAGAUAUACCCGUGGAUGAGAAAACUACACAUAAAUCAUGAUCUGUCAGGACCAGAGGGGAAGAGAGCCAGGACUGCAUACACCCGCUACCAGACCCUGGAGCUGGAGAAGGAGUUCCACUUCAACCGGUACCUGACCCGCAGGAGGAGGAUCGAGAUAGCCCAUGCCCUCUGCCUCUCGGAGAGACAGAUCAAAAUAUGGUUUCAGAACCGCAGGAUGAAGUGGAAGAAAGACAACAAGCUGAAAAGCAUGAACAUGGCGGCUGCAGGCGGGGGAGGCUACAGGCCUUGAUAUUCCCUCCUCGACCCCUGAUAGCGAGGCACUAUGAAAAUAAAACAAAGAUUGUCAUAUCAACUUACUCCUCCUCCUAUUUUAAAAAGAGCAGAGACUUGUGAACGGGCUGUGUGCCGGACAGGGGACACACUACUAAAGUCCACUGUAUGUUCAACAACCUUCCUACUAUAUUCCUUAUUAUUAUUAUUUACUUUUUAUUUCCACCGUGGUAAUGCUUAUGUGAUUAAAAAAAAUGCAUUAUGUACAGUUCUGUCUAGAUUUAGUAAAAAAAAGAAACGAAAUAAAUGUUUGUUUAAAUUAUUUCUUGUUCAGACGGAAAAAAAAAAAA
Anoplopoma fimbria (sablefish) is the source of this 1340-nucleotide messenger RNA. It is a transcript of the gene hoxa5a, whose product is annotated as homeobox A5a. The record is from RefSeq and is a predicted model, not a curated record. Bases 185 to 1009 code for a protein of 274 amino acids. Gene Ontology annotation, biological process: anterior/posterior pattern specification; regulation of transcription by RNA polymerase II. Lineage: Eukaryota; Metazoa; Chordata; Actinopteri; Perciformes; Anoplopomatidae. The transcript has 2 exons. Gene Ontology annotation, molecular function: RNA polymerase II cis-regulatory region sequence-specific DNA binding; DNA-binding transcription factor activity, RNA polymerase II-specific. Gene Ontology annotation, cellular component: nucleus.